CGCGUGCGUGAUCAGAUAUAUAUGUAUAUAUGUAUUUGUAACAAGUGCUUAUAGGAAAGCUUCAAAACAAUUCAAUUUUGUGCAAAAUUUUGACUGAAAUGAUAGAGGAACACGACGAACAAGACACAAUAUGCGAUUCUGUAAAUUCACUUAUAGAAGGAUGUAAAUUACCGGUUAAAAUGCCUGGUACUGAGGAUUGGCCACAAGCGGAAAUCAUCAGUAUCAAGGAUCUCAGAGGACUUAAAUGUUAUUAUGUACAUUAUGUAGACUUUAAUAAAAGAUUAGAUGAAUGGGUGACGGAAGACUGUUUAGACACACGGAAAGUUCAAUAUCCCAAUCGGGAUGUUACUGCUCCGGGGACGGGUGCUGCAACGCCAAAAAAACAAACUCAAAGCAGACCGCCAAGUCCAAUUAUUAUAAAUAGUGAACCAGUAAAUGGUUCGGCUGUUCUUCAAGCCGCUUUACAAAAGAAAAUAGCUAGUAGAAAAAGAAAAGCGAAUUUUUUGGAAAACGAAGACUCUCAAGAUGCUCCAUUACCUCCUCUUCUUCCAGGUGAAGCAAGACCGAGACCGACUGGAUCAUUAGUUGCACAUCAUCAUGACGAUGUUGUAACACGAAUGAAAAAUGUAGAAUUAAUAGAACUCGGACGUCACAGAAUAAGACCAUGGUACUUUAGUCCAUAUCCACAGGAAAUGGUCAAUCUUCCUUGUAUAUAUAUUUGUGAAUUUUGUUUGAAAUAUCGAAAAAGUAGAAAAUGUUUGGAGAGACAUUUAAUGAAGUGCAAUCUACGACAUCCGCCUGGCAACGAAAUUUACAGGAAGGGUUCGAUAUCAUUUUUUGAAAUUGAUGGCAGAAAAAAUAAAAGUUACGCUCAGAAUCUCUGCCUUCUAGCAAAAUUAUUCUUAGAUCACAAAACACUUUAUUAUGAUACGGAUCCAUUUUUAUUUUAUGUGAUGACUGAAUAUGAUUCGCGUGGAUUUCACAUAGUAGGUUAUUUUUCCAAAGAAAAAGAAUCAACUGAAGACUAUAAUGUUGCUUGUAUUUUAACACUGCCUCCGUAUCAAAGAAAAGGUUACGGAAAAUUGCUUAUUGAAUUUUCCUAUGAAUUAUCAAAAUUCGAGGGAAAAUCAGGUUCACCUGAGAAACCACUUUCUGAUUUGGGUUUAUUGUCAUAUCGAAGUUAUUGGGCGCAUACAAUAUUGGACAUUUUAUUAACUGUCAAGCCAUUAGUUGAAAAUGAAAAGCCACAAAUAACAAUUAAUGAAAUUAGUGAGCUCACGUCAAUAAAAAAGGAAGAUGUUAUUUCAACGUUGCAGAAUUUAAGUUUAAUUAAUUACUACAAAGGACAAUACAUCGUUACUUUAAAUAGAGAAACAAUCGAACAGCACACAAUAGCGAUGGACAAGAGGCAAAUUAAAAUAGACCCAAAAUGUUUGCACUGGACGCCCAAGGAUUGGAGCAUCAGAGCAAAAUGGAAUCCGGGAAGUGACCAUGUACGUUUAUCAAAUGUACAAAAUUGUACAUAAUAUAUCGACCUGAAGUCUUGUGUUUUAAUAAGGCUCUCUGGAUCAACGCGCGAAACUACAAAACGAUAUACGAAUCAUAAUAUUGAAUUUUUGGGACAAAAAAAUUUUGGAACCUCGAGACUUGUGGUUUUCUUUUUUUUUUUUUCUUUUUUUUUCCUUUUGCAAAUUUGUCCUUUUUGAAGCAAAAUGUUUUUAAUACCGUGACUUAGAUUUUCUUUAAGCAAAAUUAACUCAUUUACCUGUAAGAUGAUUAUGAUGAUGCUGAAUCGUCAAUUUGUACAGGAAAUCCAUGUAGAAUUGUAAAUAAAUGUGUUUUUAUAA
Messenger RNA from Leptopilina boulardi, 1847 nucleotides. It is a transcript of the gene Tip60, whose product is annotated as histone acetyltransferase Tip60. NCBI's taxonomy places the organism in Eukaryota, Metazoa, Arthropoda, Insecta, Hymenoptera, Figitidae. Gene Ontology annotation, biological process: regulation of DNA-templated transcription. Gene Ontology annotation, molecular function: histone acetyltransferase activity. The coding region runs from base 99 to 1526 and encodes 475 amino acids. The transcript has 7 exons. The record is from RefSeq and is a predicted model, not a curated record.